CCCAUGGAAUCCCUAGACGUCUCUCUCUGUCCAAAUUCACCUCCCCGCAUCCCCAAAUUUCCUGUUCUGCUUCCAAGGAAUCAUUCCCCGGCGAUAACACGCCAAGCACUUUUUGUAUCAUAGAAGAGCCGGAGACGGUGCAGGACUUUGUGCAGAUGCAACUACAGGAAAUUUAGGACAACAUAAGAAGCCGGCACAACAAGAUUUUUCUUCUCAUGGAAGAGCUAAGGAGAUUGCGGGUGCAGCAACGGAUAAAGAUGGCGAGAGAUAUGGAUGAGGCUUGUGAGGAAGAGUCAAAUGAGAUGCCUGACAUUCCAUCCACUAUCCCUUUUCUCCCUCAUAUGACACCAAAGACGUUGAAGCAGCUCUACCUCACAAGCUUAUCUAUGAUAUCUAGUGUAAUUGUAUUUGGGGGUCUCAUUGCGCCAUCGUUGGAACUAAAAUUAGGUAUAGGAGGUACCUCGUAUGAAGAUUUCAUUCGUAGCAUGCAUCUGCCUUUACAAUUAAGUCAGGUUGAUCCUAUUGUGGCAUCCUUCUCCGGUGGGGCAGUGGGUGUCAUUUCAGCAUUGAUGUUGAUUGAAGCUAAUAAUGUUGAGCAGCAAGAGAAGAAAAGGUGCAAAUAUUGCCAUGGAACUGGGUACUUGGCCUGUGCUAGAUGUUCUGCAAGUGGAGUGUGCUUGAACAUCAAUCCUAUAUCAGCAUCUAGUGCAUCAGACCAACCUUUGCGAGUGCCCACAACUGAGAGGUGCCCAAAUUGCUCUGGUGCUGGAAAGGUCAUGUGCCCGACAUGCCUGUGCACUGGGAUGAUGAUGGCAAGCGAGCAUGACCCGCGGAUUGAUCCAUUUGACUAAAGCAAACCAGAUGAAUAACUUAGCGGUGUUAUCUCCUCGUUGAUGCAGCUCGGGAAUAUUUUCCAUUCCG
Messenger RNA from Malus domestica (apple), 921 nucleotides. RefSeq names its product protein ORANGE-LIKE, chloroplastic. Gene Ontology annotation, cellular component: chloroplast membrane. The record is from RefSeq and is a predicted model, not a curated record. Lineage: Eukaryota; Viridiplantae; Streptophyta; Magnoliopsida; Rosales; Rosaceae.